Naegleria lovaniensis is the source of this 2340-nucleotide messenger RNA. RefSeq lists its product as uncharacterized. The transcript has 2 exons. The record is from RefSeq and is a predicted model, not a curated record. Bases 1 to 2340 code for a protein of 779 amino acids. Lineage: Eukaryota; Heterolobosea; Eutetramitea; Acrasida; Naegleriidae.
AUGACUGUAAAAAUCAAUCCUUUGAAUACCAUUGUAUCACAAGACAUUUCAUCUUCCAUUAGUGGAGACAACUCAGAAAGUGUUCAUCAUUCAGAGAGCUCAAAAUUUUUGUGCUGUUUCUCCAUCAAGUAUAUUCUCAUCACCUUGAUCGUUGGUCUCAUUGUCAUGAGUGUAUUGAUUUUGUCAGCUAUUUGGGUUAGUUGCUUCAGCACGACCGUUUCAGAAAUGAGCCAUUCGAUUCGUGAUAAAGAUUUUUCCAGAAUGGUUACCUACACUGAUGAAACAUUGAAGCGAGUGGCCUUCUUCAUGUCAAUGUUCAAAGGACAGCUCCUUAAUGACUACAAAACAAUGGAUGACACGCUUGUAAAUCAUAUUUAUAAGGCUUACAAGUCUUUGAUGAAGUAUGAAUCCAUGCUUACCUUUGCUCUCUUUUUGGGAGAAUAUCAUGGCAAUACUCUUGGAAUGACUCAAUUGGGCAACAAUUUUGUGCUUCUAAAUCUAACCUAUGGCAAGAAUCAGAGUUUUUAUAUUUGCAGAGAUUUUUAUAACAAUGAUUACUGCAAUCGAAACUCCACUCCUGACUUGGUGCGUUCUGCAUUUACAAACCAAGCACCAAGCGAAACUGCAAAUAACAAUCCUGGAAAAACUCUUUUUGCUCCCUCAUUCACGGAUCCCACUCACCCAGACGUCACGUUUCUUACCUUAAUGUCAAGCUUUGAACUGAGCGCACCUUUAGGUAACGGUCAGAGAGUGAGCCACGCCAUAGGAUACAGCAUGAGCACCAAGUUCUUAUCACUGUUCUUGGUAGAAAUGACUAAAAGUAUAGCAGGGUCACAUACUUUCAUCAUUGAGGUUGAAACAAAUUAUAUCAUUGCAAGCGAUCAACAAAAUGAAAAAUCAGUUUCAGGAAGCGCCAGAAAAAUGAUUGGAGACAUGAACGAAGCCAUCAAACGAGUUGGUCUACAGGUCUAUUCCGAGUUCAACAACAAUUUGAGAAAUAUACAGUGCAACAAUCGUCAUGUAAUCACUCUUACCGAUCAAUUCAUUCUCGUUCAUCGAUUGUGCAAUGAAAACGGAAUUGAUUGGAUGUUCGUGUUGAGCGUUCCUCAAUGGAAUUACAUUAGUAACAUGGUGUUAGCCAUCAUUGCUGCAGUGGUGAGUGCAUGUAUCAUUGGAUUGGUGAGUACUGUCACCGCAGUUGUGUUCUCUCUUAGAAUUGUAAAUCCAUUCCAUCAACUGAUUCAAUCUUUUGAACUGGUGUCAAAUAUGCAAUUGGAUCAUUUGAAUUUGAAAAAGAGUCGAUUGACAGAAGUAACUCAACUGCAAUUACAUUUUACCGAAAUGGUCAAGAGAAUCAAACUUUACAGAGCCUUCAUUCCUUCUCAUUUACUUGCGCAAUUGGAGAGCGAUGAUGGGAAUGGGGAAGUUGCACCAAACACUAAUGCUGAAAGUCAAGAAUUAUCCAGAAAAAGCUCAUCCUCAAUGGCUCACUCAUCCAAAAGACUAUCCUCACAAAAAACUCACCUUGAUCGAUUUUCUCUCUACUCAGAAAAGAGAAUGGUGAGUGCUGUCAUGCUUCAUUUAGAUGGAUUGAAUGAAUGGUGGUCAGGCAUGAGCGGAACUGAAAUAGUGAGCUUGUUGAGCGAUGUGUUUGAAGCCAUUAAUCAACAAACACGCUCAAUGAGUGCUCAAAUGGGAGCAUUCGAUUCUGAUUCCCAAUUUAUUUUCUUUAAUGCAGCCAACGAACUGAAGAAACAUCAAGAAAAGGCGCUUACGUUUUGUGAUUCUCUUCGAUCAAAGCUUUUACAAAUCAAGACUCAAAAAUGGGUGUCUACUCAUUCAAACUCUCGUCCACUCGGUUUGAAUUCUCAAUUAUUGACACCAUUGAGUUUCAGAAUGGCAGUUACAUGUCAAGAAUGUAUUUGUGGAAAUUUAGGAACCCGUGAGUUCAAAUCAUUUCAAGUCGUUGGAAGUAUUCAGUCGAAUUUAGAAAGUAUGAUGCAAGUAGCCAACACGUUGAAUAUUCCAAUCAUCAUAUCACACCAAAUUGAAAAACAUUGUAAUGAAAAGUAUCAAAUGAGAUUUGUUCAAUACCAAGACUUGUUCGUUGAGAAUUAUUAUUCAAGACAUGUUUCAAAGAGUCGUGGAGUCGUGAACGCUUCUGAAUCAACGCUCACACAUUCUCAAGAUUCUGCCUUCUCUUACUUAACUGAGCAAUGUCAAUUGUUUGAAGUCGGAGAAAACAAUACAUCUGAAAUGGAUGAAUGGAUGUAUGAAUUAGAAUCCAAAGAAAAGAAGAAUCAACGAUGGCUUUACUACAAUUUGGCCCACCUGAGGUGA